AUGCCCGCCGCAAGCCUUGCCCCAGCGAAACGCGUUUUGACCGAGACGACCAACGCUCGCCGCAACAUUGCCGAUUCCCCGCAGUCAGCAGCGAAGAAGCGCAAGCUCAACGCCAACCCCCUCAAAGCUCCCUCGAAGCCUGCCGGUGCAAAUGUCAUCGGCUCGAGCCAGCCGAAGAGCCGGUUCGAGGAGGAGCUGGAAAAACUCGGCGAGAACAUUCAGGAUCUGAAGAAGCUCAAUGUCGAAAAGGAUCAACAAUGGGCGCGUCCGCCUUUGGACGACUUCGACCCAGCCACCCAUGACUUGUGCUUUCAACAGAUCGAUGUCGAGGAGGGAACCCUCCACGGCGGUAGAGCUGCUGUGAAGCUCUAUGGCGUUACUCAGACUGGCCAUUCCGUCCUGCUUCACGUCACCGGCUUCAUGCACUACCUAUACGUUCCCGCUCCCGUGUCUUUCACACAAGCCGAUUGCCAGCCUUUCAAAGCCUACCUCGAGUCCCAGAUCGCCCAGCACCAGCCCGCUAUCCAUGCCGUGCAAAUGACCAUGAGGGAGAGCAUCUACGGCUUCCAGGGUAACCAGAAGAGCCCCUACCUCAAGAUUUCUGUAACGGAGCCAAAGUACAUCAACAGGCUGCGCACAACAAUUGAAUCUGGAAAUGCCAAUUACAAGGGUCUCUGGAAGGCUUCGGAUGGGUCCGUUUUGACCUUUGACAACCUACAAUACGUGCUUCGCUUCAUGGUAGAUUGCAAGAUCGCCGGCAUGUCCUGGGUCGAGGCGAAGGCCGGUAAGUACCAUAUGAUUGACCACAGGGAACGCCACUCGACCUCCCAGAUCGAGGCCUACGUGCACUACCGUGAUCUUAUCUCAUAUCCCGCCGAUGGAGAGUGGGCCAAGACGGCCCCCCUGCGUAUCCUGUCCUUCGACAUCGAAUGUGCUGGCCGUAAAGGUAUCUUCCCGGAACCUAACGUGGACCCCGUCAUUCAGAUCGCCAAUGUCGUCCAGAUCGCUGGAGCAGAGCAGCCAUUCAUCCGCAACGUCUUUUGCUUAGACACCUGCAACUUGAUCGUGAAUGCUCAAGUACUCGAGUACGAUGCUGAGGACAAGAUGCUGAUGGGAUGGAGAGACUUCCUGGAGAAGGUGGAUCCGGACGUCAUCAUCGGCUACAACAUUUCCAACUUCGAUUUUCCCUACUUGCUUGAUCGUGCCAAGCACUUGAAAUGCGGGAAAUUCCCGUACUGGUCGAGACUGAAAAACACCAUGUCGGUGGCCAAAGAGACGAAUUUUUCCAGCAAACAAAUGGGUAACCGUGACACCAAGUCGACAAAUACGAACGGCCGUCUUCAGCUUGACCUCCUCCAGCUGGUGCAGCGCGACUAUCACCUCAGAAGUUAUACACUCAACUCUGUUUGCGCCCAUUUCCUCGGAGAGCAAAAAGAAGAUGUGCAUCAUACAAUGAUCACGGAACUGUUCAACGGCGACGCCGACUCUAGGCGCCGUCUUGCAGUCUACUGCUUGAAGGAUGCCUAUCUCCCCAUGAGGUUGCUCGAUAAGCUCAUGUGUUUGGUCAACUACACCGAAAUGGCAAGGGUCACGGGAGUCCCCUUCAGCUUCCUCCUCUCUCGUGGCCAACAAGUCAAGUUCCUCAGUCAACUUUACCGGAAAGCUUUAGAGCACCAGUUGGUCAUCCCCAAUCUCCGCUCUGAGAGCUCCGAGGAUCAAUACGAAGGCGCCACGGUCAUCGAACCCACUCGCGGCUACUACGAAGUUCCCAUCGCCACGCUGGAUUUUGCGUCGCUAUACCCCAGUAUUAUCCAGGCGCACAACCUUUGUUACACUACUCUGUUGAACAAAACCUCGGUUGAGAAGCUGAAUUUGAAGAAGGACGACGACUACAUCGUCACUCCCAAUGGCGACCUGUUUGCAACCACGAAGGUCCGCAAGGGCCUAUUGACGCAAAUUUUCGAGGAAUUGCUCGGUGCAAGAAAGCAAGCAAAGAAGGAGAUGGGAAUGGAGGAGGAUCCGUUCAAGAAAGCAAUCCUUAACGGUCGUCAGCUGGCGUUGAAGAUCAGCGCCAACAGUGUGUACGGUCUCACUGGCGCCACAAACGGCAAACUCCCCUGCUUGGCAAUCGCGAGUAGUACAACGAGUUACGGCCGUCAGAUGAUUGAGAAGACAAAGGACGUGGUGGAACAACACUACACCAUCGCAAACGGCUAUUCUCACGAUGCUCAGGUCAUUUACGGUGACACAGAUUCCGUCAUGGUCAAGUUUGGCCCCAAGGAUCUCGAAUCGGCCAUGAAGCUGGGUGAGGAAGCGGCCGCGUACGUUUCGUCGCAUUUCAUCAAGCCCAUCAAGCUCGAGUUCGAGAAGGUGUACUUUCCCUAUCUGCUCAUCAACAAGAAGCGUUACGCUGGCCUCUACUGGACGAACCCGACCAAGUGGGACAAGAUGGACACGAAGGGCAUCGAGACGGUCCGGCGUGACAACUGCCGACUGGUGCAAACUGUCAUCGAGACGUCGCUGCGCAUGCUCUUGAUCGACCGCGACGUCAACGGUGCGCAAGAUUUCGUCAAAGAGACAAUCUCCGAUCUGUUGCAGAACAAGAUCGAUAUGUCGAAUCUCGUGAUCACAAAAGCUCUGGCCAAGUCAGACUACGCGGCGAAGCAGGCCCACGUUGAACUUGCCGAGCGGAUGAAGAAGCGUGACGCGGGCUCGGCGCCGGCAUUGGGAGACCGUGUUGCGUACGUCAUAUGCAAGGGAGCGGCUGACUCGAAGAACUACGAGAAGUCGGAGGAUCCAAUCUACGUGUUGGAGAACAACUUACCCAUCGACACCAAGUACUACCUCGACAAUCAGCUUGCCAAGCCACUCGGUAGGAUUUUCGAGCCCAUCCUUGGAGACAAGAAGGCGGCGUCGCUCUUGACGGGAGCGCAUACGCGGAGCAUCUCGGUUGCGGCACCUACGAUGGGUGGUCUGAUGAAGUUCGCGAAGAAGACGGCGACGUGCAUGGGAUGCAAGAAGCCCAUGACCAGCGCCCACGAGCGUGACGGGGCGGUGUGCGAGGACUGCCGGCCGCGUUUCAGCGAACUGUAUCAAAAGACGCUGUCCAAAGUCAGCGAUCUGGAGGUCCGUUUCGCCAGGCUGUGGACGCAGUGCCAGCGGUGCCAGGGAAGCAUGCACAACGAGGUCAUCUGCAGCAGCAGAGAUUGCCCCAUCUUCUACAUGCGCAUGAAAGCCAAGAAGGACGUCGAGGACGUGGGCAAGGAGCUGGUGCGCUUCGACAAGGAUGCGGUAUUAUGGUAA
Messenger RNA from Diplodia corticola, 3303 nucleotides. Its product is annotated as dna polymerase delta catalytic subunit. The transcript has 4 exons. Gene Ontology annotation, molecular function: DNA-directed DNA polymerase activity; nucleotide binding; DNA binding. Bases 1 to 3303 code for a protein of 1100 amino acids. Lineage: Eukaryota; Fungi; Ascomycota; Dothideomycetes; Botryosphaeriales; Botryosphaeriaceae. The record is from RefSeq and is a predicted model, not a curated record. Gene Ontology annotation, cellular component: delta DNA polymerase complex. Gene Ontology annotation, biological process: nucleotide-excision repair, DNA gap filling; DNA-templated DNA replication; base-excision repair, gap-filling.